Messenger RNA from Anolis carolinensis (green anole), 4620 nucleotides. It is a transcript of the gene arsb, whose product is annotated as arylsulfatase B. NCBI's taxonomy places the organism in Eukaryota, Metazoa, Chordata, Lepidosauria, Squamata, Anolidae. The record is from RefSeq and is a predicted model, not a curated record. The coding region runs from base 82 to 1647 and encodes 521 amino acids. The transcript is spliced from 8 exons.
CUCUUUGGGGGCGGAGGCUGAAGUUCUCGAGGGCCGGCUUCUUCGUCCUUCCUUCCUUCCUGCUGCCAGUUCCUACCAGCGAUGCCCACCUGGUGCGUCCCAUGGCUGCUCCAGGUCCUGUUGCUGCUGCUGGGGCUGCGCUUCUCCCUGGGCGCCCCGCAGCAGCAGCGGCCUCCUCCACACCUGGUCUUCGUGCUGGCCGACGACUUGGGCUGGCAGGACGUGGGUUGGCACGGCUCCCAAAUCCGUACUCCGGUCCUCGACGCGCUGAGUGCCGCGGGAGUGCGCUUGGAGCGGUACUACAUCCAGCCCCUUUGCACCCCGUCCCGUAGCCAGCUGCUCACCGGCAGGUAUCAGAUCCAUACAGGUUUACAGCACGAAAUAAUUUGGCCAUGUCAGCCCAGCUGUGUCCCACUGGAUGAAAAACUCCUGCCUGAGCUUCUUAAAGAGGCAGGAUACGUUACUCAUAUGGUUGGGAAGUGGCAUCUAGGAAUGUACAGAAACGAAUGCCUUCCAACUCGAAGAGGGUUUGAUACCUAUUUUGGGUACCUUCUUGGAAGUGAAGAUUACUAUUCACAUGAGCAUUGUGUGCCUAUUGUAUCGAAGAACGUAACUCGAUGUGCUCUUGAUCUUCGAGAUGGAGAAAAAAUUGCAGAUGGAUUUAAAAAUAUGUAUUCUACUAAUGUAUUUACUCAAAGAGCACAAGACCUUAUAGCAAAUCAUCAGCCUGAGAAGCCUCUCUUUCUCUACCUUGCUCUGCAAUCAGUCCAUGAGCCUCUUCAAGUACCUGAGAAGUAUGUAGAGCCAUACAGUUUCAUUAAAGAUGAAAAGAGGCGCAAAUAUGCAGGAAUGGUAUCCAUUCUGGAUGAAGCUGUAGGAAAUAUCACUGAAGCCCUGAAGACACGUGGACUUUGGAACAACACAGUUCUCAUCUUUUCUACAGAUAAUGGAGGCCAAACUUUAGCAGGUGGAAACAACUGGCCAUUAAGAGGGAGAAAAUGGACAUUGUGGGAAGGAGGAGUCAGAGGCGCUGGUUUCGUUGCAAGUCCUUUACUGAAACAAAGAGGAGUGGAAAGUCAUGAACUUAUCCACAUUUCUGACUGGCUGCCGACUCUGGUGAAACUUGCUGGAGGAUCCACAAAUGACACCAAACCUUUAGAUGGUUUUGAUGUAUGGAAAACACUAAGUGAAGGAGAACCAUCACCCAGAAAGGAGCUGCUUCACAACAUCGACCCUAUUUUCGUGGACCCAUCUCCAUGUGCCGGUAGCAGCCAUGGAGCUUCACCACAAAGUAAUUAUUCAUGGGCAGAUUCAAUCUUCAAUAUUUCUAUACAUGCUGCAAUUCGUCAGGGAAAGUGGAAACUGCUAACAGGCAAUCCAGGUUGCAGUCACUGGUUUCCACCACCAUCUUUAUUCAAUGAGUCAAAGACAAUGUCAUCUGACCCACUGACAAAGAAACUUUGGCUCUUUGAUAUUGUUCAUGAUGCUGAGGAAAGAAAUGAUUUAUCUGAUCAAUACCCUGACAUUGUGAAAAAGCUCCUCAUUCGCCUCCAGCAUUACUAUAAGAACUCUGUUCCUGUGUUCUACCCAGACGAUGAUCCUCGAUGUGAUCCAGAGGCAACUGGAGCCUGGGGGCCUUGGAUGUAGGGGGAAGGCCUACACAGCAGGGGAAUGUACAUCCUAACUUCAUUUUUUUUUGUACAAGAACAAAUAUUUGCAAAGGUUUUCUCCCCACUGGGCAAGAUUACAAGAAUUUCUAUGCAUGGUUUUUGGCACUUCAGGAUACGUUUGAAGCAAAUUCAUAAGUAUUGAAAACAUGCAUAUUUUUUUACUCAAAAAUGUGGGUCUAGCAUACAUUUUUGCACAAACCAGUUGAUUUUGCACAAAAAUUCUGUUUUCUGUGCAAAAAUGUUUUCCCACCUCCAGUUUGAGAUGAGAUUUCUUUUCUAGGAAAAAAGUCCCGAAAUACAAAAAAUCUUGCAGCGGUGACCAUUUUCUCAACAAAGUGUCUCAAUGCAUCGUGAUGCGCUCUUUUGCGCAACACACAGCUUUCUCCUCCAAUGCUUUUUAGCCACUUCCCAAUUGCUGCUGCCUGAAAUGUUUACCUCCCUCUGCCUAAUGAUAGGGCCAACCCUUCAGUGUCCUUGUGUACCAGUGCGCACAAAUGUACACACAUGAAUCAGCCUGGAAACUCAGGGAAACAACAGAUGCUUCUGCUCUGAUUUAUUUUUACUUCUUUGACUUCAGCUUCAGUCCUCUGGAUUCAGUUCUUUCUCAAAAGCCCAGUUGGGAGAUCCAAUUUCACCUCUGAUUGUGUCUGAAGUUCUCUUACAGUCAUAAAAUAUGCCAUUUGGAUGUUAGUUUUUGUCUAUGACAUGUCUCUAAAGCAGUGUGUAAAAUGAUGCCGCUUUCCUAAAAUCACUGGCCAGCUGGGAAACAUUAUUUUUGUUGGAAAGCUCUGAGUCAUGGGGCAGGGAGCAGGAUUUUCUAAAUUAUUUUACAUUUGAAGUCAGAUGCUCGAUUGCAGACUUGCCAACAGACGGCUUUCACUAGAGGCUGAUGUUGUAAAGAAGGUGGAAUGAGCCAUUUGUUCGAAAUCUCAUGCCAUUCCAUUUUCUCACCUUUACCUUGUCAUACUAUCCAUAAUGGAUCUAUUCCAAAAUGAUUGUGAGUGCAACCUUCUAACUCCUACUCACCAAAGUCUUAGCAAUACCAGGGUUCAUAUCAAUCCUGUACCCAAAAUGUGUUGGUUCUGCAGUGAAAUCUUAUUCCAUAAACCUUGAGACUUUUCAAAAGUUUUUGAUGAAGUCCAUUAGCAAAGACUUCUGAGUAAACAUCUCAGGCUGCCCUAAAAAUCAGUUUUGGUUAUAAAAAUAGAAGGCAAAUAGACAGUUGCUGGACUUGCAAUGUGCCUCUCCCUCUCCCUCUAGUGCUCCCCUAGUGUUUUGACUCCUGUCAGACUCCCCUCCCCCCUUGGUCCCAUAACUGCUUUGUUAAAUGUUUUUAAACAGGACUGUUUUUAAAAAACUGUUUUCUAAUCUGUUUUAUGAUUGCCUCCCUAAGGAACUGUGUUUCCCCAUCCCAGGGCAUUUGUGUCCUUCUCUGUGCUGGUCAUGGACUGUAAUAAAGUCUUGGUUGAUAGACAGUUCUCAUAAUAGAGGUUGCUCAAAAACCAAUUUUAAUUUUGUUGAUAAAUGACCUUGAGUUGGAGCUGAACAGUAACGUUUACUGACAACACCAAAUAAAACAAACUGUAGAUUGCAACCCCCCCCCCAAAAAAAAACCAAAAGGAUCUUUCCAAAAAGACAGUUGGUCAAAUGCAAUUCAGUAUCAUUACUGUAUACACUCAUGUUUGUGUUGAACUCUCAUAUAAAUUGGGAGCAUGUUUUAGGUCCAAAAUUAUGGAUUUUGAUAUGAUCCAUGGAUAGGUCAAGGAUCAUUCCACAUAGAACAGAAUACACCAAUGCCAGCUCAGAGAGUCAGCUGCUCUUGCCUGCCACCACCAUUUCUGCACCCAAGCAGUCAAAGAGGCUAGGACCUGUACUAUGGCAGAGAAAAGGAUGGUUCCUUUUCUGAUAAGAGUUAAAGUAGAAUACUCACAUUGAACUGUGUAUAAGUUGACCCAGUUUUUUUGUUUAUUUUUAAAUUAUAAUUUCUAGACUUACACAUGAGUAUAUGAGGUAAGUAUAAAUAAAUGCAAGAAAAGUAAGAACAUAAAAUAUUAUGUUUGCUUGCAUACUGAUAGAAUAUACUUGUAUGAUCUCAACUAGUAGUGACUGACCUGGCAAGGGAUCUUAAGAUCAUGUUGAUUCAAUGUGUGACAGCCUUGAAAUGGGUGAACUCAAUGCCAAGGAUCACUAGAAAAUAAAACUGUCGUACAUCAAUAUAAUGCCUUUAUGGAAACCCGUGGUCAAACCAUACUUGAAAUAUUAUAAUUCAGGUCAUUGCAUUACAAAAAUGAUGCUAUAGAGCUGAAAGGGGUGCAAAAAGGAGCAACAGCAUCCUUAUGAGGAAGGUUUUUAGCAUGUUAGAGGUUUGUUUUUAGGAAAGAAGACAUAAGUAAUAAAUAUAAAUAUAUGAAGAAAAUGAAUAUAUAUAAAGAAAGUCUACCAUAGCUGAAUAGUUGGAGAUUCGGGACAAAUUGAAAUAUUUAUUCUCUCAACUUGUAAUUGAAUUGUUAAAUUCAGAACUACAUGUUAUUGUGAUCAUAGCCAAUUUAUGUGAUCUUCAAAAAGGAAUUACUAUAGUCCUCACAAUUAUUUCAAACUGAUCAUGCUGGCUGGGGUUGCCUAUCACUCUCCUAUACAUUAACAGGAAGAUUGUUUUAUUUUCAAUAUUAAAACAUAUUCAUUUCAUAAAACAUAUUCAUUUCAAUAUUAAAACAUAUAAAACAUACAUUUACUAGUAUUUUUAAUUUCUUAACUUUUGCAUCAUCCCUCAAGUCCUGUCCUUUCGAGAAGAGCAAGAUUGUUCCUUAGGGGAAAACUGUUGGAUGAAUAAUUGUGUGAUGUAUGUGCAAUUUUCUCUGUAAAACCAUCCUCUUUUUCUUCUGUAGAACUUCUGUAGAACUGUGUUGUUUGCACAACAAAAUUACAAAUGAAAUAAACCUGUAUAAAGACA